UGCAAAUUGUCAAUUUUGAGGCGGCUCGAAUUAGCGCUGUGAUUUUCAGUCGACUUCGUACUCCAUACUCCCACCAUCUGCUGGGACGCGGUAUAGCUUAUAUACGAAUAUGAAUAAUUCAAGCAUGUAUGACAUACUAUAAGAGGCUGAUAUGGAAGACCACUAAAUUUAAUGAAUAUCUAGUACAAAGCUUUAUUUUGACGAUAAUGAGAUGUCAUCCUUGAAACCACCAGAAUCCAAGCCUUCAAAAGUUAUUAUAAAAUUCCAGCCAGAGGAACCAGAACAGCCUUUAAAACAUGCAAUUAAAAUUAUUCAGCAGGCCUCGGAUGCAGAGAAGAAGACGCCUAAUAUAAUAGUUAGGUCAAUUGAUUUAAGCCAAGGCAUUGCAAUAACAAGGAGAUAUGGUGAAGGUGCAAAGCCUUUAUUUGAGCGCGAUGAUGUGAAAGUCAAUGCAAUUUCAGAUGCUCAGAGCGCAGAAAAAGGAACGAUAACAUGCAUCGAUCUUUCUAGUCCCAAAAGGAGUUGUCAGGAGACUGUUAAAAAAGAGUCGCAUAAAACCUCUGAAAAAAAAGGGGAUGAGCGGGGCAGUAAAGCUAAUGAUGACCCACAUAAAAAAAAGGAUCUUCCACACGAAUUGCAGUCUGAAAGUGUAAAGAAGCAUAAAGUGCCAUAUUUCAGCGAUCCAGUUCGUGAACGUGAUAGGUUAAGACGCUUAUAUGGUAGUCCCGCUAAGCAGAAAUCUCGUUCCCAUACACCACCGCAUUCUAGAAGACAGGCAUCUACCGGUCGCUAUUUGCACGAUAGUCCUACCCGAAGACGUUCUAGAAGUAGGCACAAACAUCGCAGUCGAUCUUCGCAACGAAUUCGUUCCCGGUCUCGUGGUCAUUCCUCAUACCGGGGCCACUCCCCAUCUCGUCAUUCCUCGUAUCGAGACCACUUCCCGUAUCGAGGCCAUUCUCCGUAUCGUGACCGAUCCUCGCAUCGAAGUCGUUCGCGCGACCGAACACGUUCACCGCAUCGCUCCUAUUCCUCGCAUAAAAAGCAUUCCCCCUCUCGAUCUCACAGGGAUCGCACUGAUAGGAGUCGACGACGAUCACGAACUCGAUCCCCAGAACAUGAGCGAUCCAGACACUCCAAUUAUACCAGACGUAGUAGAGACGUAGAUCGAAGCAGACAUGAAGAUAACAGAAUAGAUGAUUCGAAUCGUUUGAUGCCAUCUACGCCGUACAUACCAAUACCGGUGGGAGUACCGGAUUUUUCGUAUCCAUAUUAUGGGGCGCCUCCAAUGUGGACUCAAUACCCACCUCAUCGGGGUGGUCGAUUUUUUAGUCCAUCACCCACCAAUCUACAAUGGUUUGCCUCCUGGUGUCCGGUUUGUUCCCAUGCCUGCUCCUGCUUUUCGUGCAGUUCCGUUACAUAG
Stomoxys calcitrans (stable fly) is the source of this 1420-nucleotide messenger RNA. RefSeq names its product female-specific protein transformer. Bases 212 to 1420 code for a protein of 402 amino acids. Gene Ontology annotation, biological process: female sex differentiation; mRNA processing. The record is from RefSeq and is a predicted model, not a curated record. NCBI's taxonomy places the organism in Eukaryota, Metazoa, Arthropoda, Insecta, Diptera, Muscidae. The transcript has 5 exons.